This is a messenger RNA of Fonsecaea pedrosoi CBS 271.37, 702 nucleotides long. RefSeq lists its product as uncharacterized. NCBI's taxonomy places the organism in Eukaryota, Fungi, Ascomycota, Eurotiomycetes, Chaetothyriales, Herpotrichiellaceae. Bases 1 to 702 code for a protein of 233 amino acids. The record is from RefSeq and is a predicted model, not a curated record. The transcript has a single exon.
AUGGCGGAAGUGAAGGAGUAUCUGCUGAAACCCACAUCUUUGGUCCCCAAUUCGCCGCUCUCACUGCUCCAUUACAAAAAGGUUCUCAGUCUAGGUCAACUGGAACCCAAAGGCGUGCAACGGAUUUUUGCCCGCAACGGCUGGGAGGUUCAAUGGCUGGUUCGCUACGGAUCCACUCAGAGGUCGCAUUACCACUCUGCCGUGCAUGAAUGCAUGGCCGUAUUCUCUGGAACGGCAACUAUCCGCUUUGGCGUCGCCGACACGGUUGAGGACAUGCAGGAAAACACGUGGGGCUCAGGCUCCGAGGCCGGUGGCGUCGAAGUGGGCGCGGAACCUGGCGACCUGUUCAUUAUCCCGGCGGGUGUCGCGCACAAGACUUACGACGCCAAGCCAGCAAUGGAUUUCUUGCGGCUGACUGGCGGGGACGGUCGUUCUCCCGGGUCCGGUGAAAAUGCGGCGGCGCUUUUGGACGGCAUCGUGCUGUCAGGUUUCACCAUGAUGGGUGCGUAUCCCGUGGAUGGUGCACCGUGGGACUUCUCAGAAGGAGGGGAGCACACCGGAAGAUAUGACGAGGUUUGGAAGGUACCUGUGCCAGCGAAAGAUCCUGUAUUUGGAGAGUCUCUGGCCGGCCUUUGUGGCUUCUGGGGAAAGAAAACGGGAGGUGAAAUGCUAGAAAAGCUAGUGUCUCGAUCAAGUCUGUAA